CUGAUAUGGGCUGAAUCAGGCUGUCACCUGCUGCUGUACUGAAGAGGUGGGCUGGGCCCAACUUUCACCAUACAUUUCAUCGCUUUUAGAUACAAUUCAAUUCUCUCCUUGCAUGAGGGUUCUGAGGAUGAGAUUGGAUUGAACUGAUUGAUUGCUAAUGUCGUCCUGUGAAACUCAAACAAACAGGCAAGCAGUCCUGCGGCAUUAACCAGCUCAGACGCACACAGUUCAAGCAUGUUCAGGUACACUCCUCCAUGGCAGGUGCUGUGCAACAGCAUGGAUCAUGAUUUUAAGAGGCAGUCAUCGAUUGUGAAAGACAACACAUAUAAUGCAUGUUCACACCUCUCAGGAGAGGAGCACGCUGUGAUUUAUUCCCAUCAUUCUCUAAGACCUCCACUCCCCAGGCCAGCCCAGGACCAUUUAUCACCCAGAGUCCCAAUGACCAGCAAUCAAAAGCGCUGGGUGAUAAAGCCCUUCUCCCCUAAGCUAGAGCAGUCAGAUUUGCGCUCCAUACUGAGCCCUACUGGCCAACCAAAAUCACCAGAGGACACAUUGAGCAGCAGUCGAGACAGUGACUCUCUCAGUUUCAGAUUCAACAGCAUAUCCAUAACAGGUAUGCAACCCACUGUGAUGCUCUCAUCAGGGAGUGGUGAAAACACUCCAGAUGUGGUGGUUCAGGCCCGGCAGGUUGCAGUGUCUGAGGAUGGAAGUGAAAGUGAUGACUGGAGGCCCAGCAGCCCCAGCAAUCUCAGUAGCCCUGGAACCCCAAGCAGCACAGGCUCUCAUGUUGGGUUCUAUUCCUUUGUAGAUGACCCAACCAGCCUAGAGGCAGAGAUGAAUGAGGCCUACAUGGUUUCUCCUGAGAGACUGGCCAAACUGAACACAUUGAAGGAAAAAAAUUCCUUUAAGCUGCAAACGUACGCAGAGGAAUCAAGACCUGGAAGACUAUUUCAAGAAGCUAAUGGAGAUUCCCCUUACAUAGUUGAAGAUCCCAUCACAGUGCAUAAAGAUGUUGAGGAAAAUACAGACAGAAUGGAGAUAAUUCGGAGUCAGGCUCCAAGGAAAAACCCUGCCCUCAAAAAACAGUGGAGUGCCUUAGAAAAUCUGCACCUUAGUAACACUCCCCAAAGACUUCUGGAUGGGUUUAGUCUAUGUUAUAAUCCUACAAGUUCAAAUGCUCAACAGGCCAGUGCUGAGCCUGGUGCCAUAGAUAAUGAGCAAAUUGACUUUAAUGCUGCACGUAAGCAGUUUCUAAUGAUGGAGCAAUCAAAGCAGAACCCAUUCCUACAGAGUGCACAGCCAAUCCCUUACUCCCCCAAACCAAGAGGAAGAACUCUAUCCUCAAUGGCCAGCAUCUUCACAUCAAAACAAAUAAGUAAAGAGGAAAGCCCUAAGGAGAAUCAAGUCCGACUGAGACAAGAGGCAGAAAAGCCAACUGUAAUUAUUAAUGCGUAUCCAGAAGAUGGAGUUCAGAGUGGUGCCAUAGAAGUUGCUUCCUCUGGCCUUGGUGACCGAAAUGGAGGUUAUGCAAGUGAUGGAAGCAUUUCAAAUGAUCCCAUCAUUUCAGAUAUGGGUAGCUUGUCAGUGCCUAAUGCAGGGGAGACUCCCAUUGAAAGGGAAAUCAGAAUUGCACAAGAACGAGAAGAGAACCUACGACGAUUAAGGGGUAUCUUACAUAAAGAUCAUUCUGAGAUAGUGGAGAUCAAGACCAAGCCAAUUCUGUUCAAGUCAUCUCCACAGCUGAAGCCUCCAAAAACCAAAGAAUCAAACAAGGUGAGUUUCCUCAUUCAGAGAGAGCUUGACCUUGAGAAACGACAACAGAGCCAAAAGGUUUCAAGCCUUCAUAACCAAGAGCAUCAAGGUGAAGCACAAGACGAGCUGAUUACAUCUGAGUCACAACCAGAAGUUCCAAUCACAUCUUUAAGGACAAUUCCCAGAGAGAGUCCCACAAAUGAUCUACAGCAAAGAGAUGUCUCUGUGGUGGACAUAUGGACUGCAGAGAAACCUGUACUAAUAGAUGACGUUGACCUUCCUGAGUCAGAGGAAGUUCUUUCACCUUGCUGCCCCCAUCGACAUCCAGACAAAUCUAUUUUUCAGAGAAACUACAAAGAGAGCAGCACAACUGAAAACCAAGAUGUAAAAGUCCAUAUUACUGCAAAUCCUGAUGAAAAUAUCCAUUCUAAAGUAAGGGUUUUUAGAGAAAAUGUAUUUGAGACACAAAAUAGUUAUCUAAGAACAAAUAAAGUGCCAUCCUGUAUUGUGCAAAAUGGCAACAGCAUGUCAGAGAAGGACAGAUUAUCCUCUCCAAAUAUUCUGUUCCCACUGGAACCCAAAAAAACGUUUUAUACACCUACAUGGAGGUCUCACCUUGAACGCACCAGUUGGAGUCCCCAAAUGCAGAAUGCCCCAGACAGCAUCCGCCAAGAAAUCGAAGAAGACCUUAGGCGAGAACAGGAGCUCCAGGAGCUGAGAGAGUCAAGUAGCCAGUCUUUCUCAGUACCCAUCUCAGCACCCAUGACUCCAGUGCUAACUUCUGUUGAAUCCAGGUCCCUACCAACCACUAGUGAGGAAACGCUUUCCUCAACACAAACUUUACAGAAGUACAUGCUGGAAGAUAAUUCUGUACUUCCAGAAAAAAAGAAGAUGGAUUCAAGAUAUUCUUAUUCCUGUAAUCUGGACACUUCCACUGUCUCCCAAAUAUCCAUGGCAGAUAAAACUCCACCGUUGUUCUCAUCACGGCUCAGUUCCAGACUACCCUCGGUGUCCAUAAUGACACCCCAGCCAUGGGGCAGCUCAAAGCCCAUGCCCCCUACUCCUUCCUGUGUAACCCCCAUCAAGCCCUUAAGCCCACUUGCUGAAGUACCCUCGCCUCUCACUCAGAAAGGUUUGACGGAGACAUUGAUGAAAGAUUUUGAAGACAGACGGGUUAAACUGAAACUAGAGGAAAGCGCAUACGCCGGGAUCCAACCCAUUGAUGCCAUAAAUAACGAGGUCGUAGAAGCCACUCGUGUAAUAAGGCAUAAAAACAAUCGAGCCCUGCAGUGGGAGGCUGGCAUGUACACCAACCAAGAGAGCAAAUGAAUUAGCACCAAGAUGACAGAAUGCACACAAUGCUCAUCCAGCACUGCUGAUGAAAUCAUUGUGACAAGAUCGACUUGAUGGGCUGGUUUAAAUUUCAUAUAGUACUUACAGGCACACCACACUUUAGUUCAUCUCACUCUAUAAAUAAACAAAAGCAAAAGCCAAAGCCAAAGAAACAUUCAUGAACAUGGAACAUUGUUGCCAUCUUUCUUACAGUUUAGUUGGCUGCUCAGAAAUGACUGAUGUGGUGAAACUAGGUAUGGAUAGCAUCUUGCCUGCUUAGGGUGAAUUGUAUGCAUUCGCUUCUGUAGGGAUGCUCUGGUAGUCUGUCAAAGACAUGCAAAAACGUAAAUAUCAUUACAUUUCUCCGCCCAGUGCUAACAUUUUAAAUAAAAUCUCAGUUAAAAUGAGAAUGAAAGGAAAUAAACACAUAAUUUAUUCUUAAAACAAAACACAUACAGAUACACAUAAAUACAUAGUAUGGUAGUUUUUAAAUCAAUAUAAAUCUGUCACUUGAAAAUAAAAUAUUAUUUUGUACUGCAGAUUAUUAAAGUCACUGAUCUCCAAAUGCCCAGUGCUAAAUGGACAGGCCAACCUGCUUUUUUAUUUUUUAAGUAGAGUCACAGAGCCUGUUCAUCUGUAUUGAUCUCAAUGUAUCAAAGUAGAUUUUUAAGCCUUCAUGUCUAACAUUAAAAAUAUCAAUAGAAGAACACUUAUGAUUCAAUGAAGUUGUGACUUUUACAGUAUUGCAAAUUUGAUGACAGGAAUUUAUCUUGAAAAAUUACAAAAAGAUAGUUAUGUCACCACCACUCACAAGAUUUAUUUUAUACUAUGGUCUAAAUUGUCUUCUAUGUAUCAAGAUUCUGGUAUGUUUUCCAAAAAUGCAACUUGUACACUAAUUCAUGUGAUUAAAGGGCUUAUAAAAUGUUUGAUAUUAAUUGAUUAUUAAUUAACAAUAGUGGAAAUUAAUAUCUGAUUUCAUUUAGACAAAAAGUUUCUUUUACAGUUUUGUAAAUUAUGUGAUUUGUUGGGUUAAAAUAGGUCCACAAAAUCAUCAUAUAGCUUUUUAAGCAGCAAAGAUUAUGUGCAAUACAGUUGACUGUCUUGUUGGCUAAGAUUUUACUUUCCCUUUAAUGCACACAAGUACUUGGUGUUCUCUGAUGUUCUGAUUCCAAUACUUUUUCUUCUAAACAUGUACACGACAAUGACACAACAGCGCCCUAAUAAAUACCAUUAACACAUGGUAUACGCAGUGUUAUUUAGUUAACUUGUUUUUCACAAAACAUUUGUUUGGUAAUUCAGUGCCAAAACAUCAUUAAUGAUUCAAAUAUUAGAUAUCCACCUGCAACAUAUUGUAGCUAACUAUCUGAAAUUUGCACUAUCUGAGGAUUCUUUUUUUAUUUUGAUUUAAAGGGAUACAAUUUAUUUUGACCUUUUGAUAUAUAAGAGGUCAUUGUACUAUAAAAACAUACUGUAAGUUUCAGAACUGAAAUCUUCCUCCUUCAUAGAAAAAGAGCAUUUAUGUAAACCAAGCUGUAACAAUGUCUUGAUUGGAAUUUGUGGAACUUGUGGCAUCACAAGGACAAAAUACAUCUGCAUAUGCGACCCUAUUUUUCCAUCAUUGGACCCUUAGCCCCUCCCACUGAUGCUCAGUCUAUCAAACAGUUGAAGAGAAGAGAGAUGGGGUCUGUCAUGUGAGAUUCAUCCAAAGUGGACUUACACAGGUUUAUGUUUUUCUACAUAAACAUUCACAGACAGACGUCUUUGACUGCUUUAUACAUAUCUCGGGCUGCUUUUAAAAGAUGCAGUGUCAAGUUACUGUACAUCUCUGAAGAGGAGAAGCUCUCUGUCAUUCAGCUGCUGCCUUGCGUUCUUUCACCUAUCUGUGCUAUUAGUUUAUUUAAAUGUCGGUGUAUGAAAACAUGAUGUAAUGAUACUGGAAACUGGAUGUGUAUGUGUCUACUUCAGCGAAGAGAGUCAAUUACAUGUUCGGCUCAUAUCAUACUAGUCAUUAUACGAUUCAAGCUUUGCAAAGGAAUUGUUUUUAAAGGA
Messenger RNA from Xyrauchen texanus (razorback sucker), 5133 nucleotides. It is a transcript of the gene misp, whose product is annotated as mitotic spindle positioning. The transcript is spliced from 6 exons. Bases 235 to 3081 code for a protein of 948 amino acids. Lineage: Eukaryota; Metazoa; Chordata; Actinopteri; Cypriniformes; Catostomidae. The record is from RefSeq and is a predicted model, not a curated record.